Molecule: messenger RNA, 1425 nt
Organism: Penicillium daleae
Lineage: Eukaryota; Fungi; Ascomycota; Eurotiomycetes; Eurotiales; Aspergillaceae
Product: MFS major facilitator superfamily transporter
Exons: 6
Coding region: 1-1425 (474 amino acids)
Biological process (GO): carbohydrate transport; transmembrane transport
Cellular component (GO): membrane
Molecular function (GO): carbohydrate:proton symporter activity
Source: RefSeq, a predicted model, not a curated record
AUGGCGCUGCCCCCAAAGUGGUACCAGUUUCUGGUCUGUGUUUUCGCUUCACUAGGUUCCGUGCUCUACGGUUACGAUCUGGGUGUCAUUGCCGAGGCAAUUGCCAGUCCCUCGCUGGUCAAUGCUUUCAAUGUCGAUGCUACCAAAAGUGGAGCUGUCACGUCCGUGUUCACGGGAGGCGCCUUUUUCGGCGCUACUUUUGCGGGUCCACUGGGUGAUUAUGCGGGUCUAAAGAGAACUAUUCUCGUGGGGGCGGUUAUUUUCCUGCUGGGAGGUGGCCUUCAAACUGGUGCAACAAGCCUUAGUUACCUGUAUGCCGGGCGGUCGAUUGCUGGCUUGGGUGUCGGAAUCUUGGUUAUGAUCGUCCCGUUAUAUCAAGCAGAGCUGGCCCAUCCUGAUAUUCGCGGUCGUAUUACUUCGCUACAGCAGCUGAUACUGGGAGUUGGAUCUUUAGUGGCUGCUUGGAUUUCCUGGGGCGCCUUUAUCAAUUUCGCCGACGACGAUUCCCGCCAAUGGCGCAUCUCUCUCGGUAUCCAGAUGGGACUGCAGACCUUGGCUCGACUGCACUCGGGCGGCGAUAUCAAUGAUCCCUGGGUGCAAACCGAAUUCGACCAGAUUCAGACUUCUAUUGCAAACGAGCACGAGGCGGAGGCCAAGUCGUAUACUGAGCUUUUCACUGACCCGUCGUGCUUCCGUCGCCUUUUCCUGGCGUGUUCGAUCCAAGCCGCUUGCCAAAUGACGGGUGUCAGUGCUAUUCAGUACUUUAGUACUACGAUUUUCAAGCAAAUUGGUAUUGCCACCAACGAUACUCUCAAGUAUCAGGGCAUCAGCUCUAUUCUCGCUAUUAUUGCUCAGUUCUGCUGUCUGUUGUUCAUUGACAAGACUGGUCGUCGCUGGCCGCAGAUCAUUGGCAAUCUGGUUAACUGUGUCUUCUUUUUCCCUCCUGGAACCACCCACAACAACGCCGCUAGCUGGGGGUUCAUCGUGAUGACCUGGUGCUAUAACUUCUCCUUCAGCGCAACCAUUGGUCCACUUACCUGGAUUAUCUGCUCCGAAAUCUUCGAUACAAAGACACGUUCCAAGGGUGUUCCUAUCGCUACAAUGACCUCGUUUGCAUUCAACACGCUGAUCGGCCAGGUGACCAACGUCGCCAUUGAACGGAUUGGUGGCUGGCGUUACUACAUUGUCUUCUGUGUCUGUAAUUUCACAAACGCGAUUUUCUUCUGGCUCAUAUUGCCCGAGACUGCCAAGCUUCCGCUGGAGGACAUGAACGCAUUGUUCAAGACUGAGCCAUGGCUCGUACCUGGAACUCAGUCUCGGAAGUUUAAUGAGCGAAAGAAGUUGGGUAACAGUCUGCAGAUUGCGGCGAGGACUAAGCAGGAGAAUAUUGGGUUUGUGCAUGAGGAGGAUGUUAGAGGUGUUUAG